UGAAACAAUCUAGACCAAUAUUUCUGAAUAAUACUGCAUCAUAGAAUAUUUGUGGAACUUUUAUUGAAGGACUCUUUUAAGUCACGUUUUUACCUUAAUGGUUAGUAUAUGUGCGCAUCACAAAACAACGCGGGGCAACUUGACUGUUUUGCAAAGUGGAGUACCCUGGACGAAGGAAUCUGCUUGAAGGAUAUUGUUUUUGGAUUCUGCACGGAGGAGGCAAUGAAGUCUUAUCCAUCACUAUCUGUUUGUACUGUGUUAUUGUGUCUGUCAUGUAUAGUGGGAGUUGUCACUGCUACAAACCCAUACCAGAAACCCAGCUUUUUGGAUUUUGACUCAUGGUUUUGGCACACUCCUCGAGGGCCCCAAAUGUUUUCCUGCGUUACCUACAUGGAGAAGAACCUUCGGGUUGAUUGUGAAUUCCCAGAGACGCACAAAAUCCCCGGGCCAUUUUGCGAGUUCAAACAGGAUGGGCGACUUAUGGGAUCCACCUACCCAAACACUCCAGUUCAGUUGAUACCACCUAUUGAGACUCGACGCCGAGUCAAUGUCUCCUUGGUGGCCCCUAACAUUUGUCGCCUCACCUGGAUGCCACUGUCAGAUGACCGUGCAUACACCUAUACCUGCAGAGUUUACCAGGGCAGCACCUGGAAAGAGAACAGUAUGGCGUUCCAUCAAAGAAAUCUUCUGGUGUGCUCCGCCUUAAGCGUACUGUUCCACACAGGACCAUGGAUACUUGGAGUUGUCAUAUCACUUCCUGUGUCUCUCGGGGUCCUGUCAGGAUGAUCAGCCCUACGUCCCGCAGGCUUAAACAUUUCAUCUACUCUCAAAUUUGUUGGUUUUAAAGGGCACCUAUUUCAUUGCUAAAACAAUGUUGUCUUGUAUAUUUGGUAUAAUGCAAUGUGUUUAUGUGGUUUAUGGUUAAAAAAACACAUUAUUUUACACAAACCGUACAUUUUUCCUGAAACUCACUGAUUUUGAUUUUGUUCAAAACUCAUCGAUUUAAGCGCUGUGUUCCUGAUUGACCAGCUAAUCUGUACGUUGUGAUUGGCCUGAAUCCCUCUGAUGUCAGCCCGGAAAUGUGACGCUUCUUACCAUGUUCGAAAGAUUCGGUCACAAUGCAAUGCUAACAGGAGUUAACCUACAGACUGAGUCCAAAGGUGGAGGAAUUAUGAUAAUGUCAGUCUUCUCUACAUCACCAAUCCCAGGAAGUAAACUGUUGCCUACAAUCCAUGUGUUUGUUGUAGUCCAAGAAAAGAGAUUUACGUUGGAGACGAUAACUCGCAUCAUCGUUUACUUUGGGGUUUGUACAUUUUGCAUAUCGCUAACAUGUACUAAUACAGUGUUUCUCAACCCUGGUCCUCAAGGACCCCCUUCCAGAAUGUUUAAGAUGUGUCCUUAUUUAAAACACCUGUACCAACUCAUCAGCCACCUUCCAGAAUGUCUCUCUAACAAGCUAAUGAUUUAAAUCAGGUGUGUUAAUUAAGGAGACAUCUAAAACAUUCUGGAAGGGGGUCCUUGAGGACCAGGGUUGAGAAACACUUUACUAAUACACACCUACACACCAAAGUAAAUGUAAAAUCGUGAAUUGGACAAUAGGAGCUCUUUAAGUGUCUAACAUGGCAUCUAAAAGGGGUGGUUUCCCGAACAUGCCUUAUCCUAGUCCCAGACUAAAAUGCAUAAUUGAGCUGCCUUAAUUUAUAAACACCUUGUACUGACACAUCUUAACAUAUAUCAGUGCCAUUGUUUUGUCUCAUGCAAACCAUGUAUUGCAUUUUGCAAGGUUAGUUUGUAAAAAACACUUAAAUAUCCUAUUAUAACCAAGCCCUAGUCCUGGAUUAAUUUAAACCCUGUCUGGGAAACCGCCUCUUAAGCUUCUAACAUUGCAGCUGUUUGGGUUUCUAUUGUCUUUACAUCAUCAGUAUUCUUUGUGAAAGAACAAAUGAGACUCAGAAAACAUUGCACAUGCGGCCCACUUAAGAUAAAAAUACUUAGCUACAUUCUAGAAAUCUUUUAAUCUGACUCUGCUAACAAAUGAAGUUGUUGUAGCAACUAUUUCUGUUACAGGACAACCUGAAAAUAUUUUUUACAGCAGAUUUGUGUUGUUGAAUGCAAAGUAGCAUGCCAAAAAACAAUUCCAGACUUGUUUGUCAGUUUAACACUGCAUUGCAAUCAUACUGCCAUCCUGCUUAUCAAACAGUAAACGCAGAUACUUGAAAUGAUAUGACAGCCAAAACAUAACUCACAUACAAUUUUCUCUGUUAUCAGAUUGUUUGCUAUUGUUUUGAUAUAUGAACCUUUAUGCAAUAUUCAAUCAUGUGCUUCCUUUACAAAUCACAAAAAAGCAAUCAUACAGUCGCUUAAUAAGAUAUUGUAGUUUUUAUUGCCUACAUUUUUGUAAUGUUUCUAGAAAUACCCGAGUGAUUUGUUAUAAGAAUAAUCCGUAUUCUCAAUGGUGGCUGGCUGGUUUAUCGAUCCUUACUAUUCGUCAGUGCAAAAUACAUUAUAUGGCUGCUACCAUUCUGUUAUUGCAAUAACAACUCUCUUUAAUGCUUAUUUAUAUGGAGAGCCUAUUGAAGGACACUCCUGCUGACAUAUUGUAUUGCAGCACUUGCACAUGAAGCACAGAUCAAAACUGCAUAUCCUGUUAACACAAACAAUUCAAGGACAUAAAUUUGCUUUAAAAUACUUUCAUAACACAUAUCUAUACGUGUCUUCCAUUAUGAUUGCAUGCACAAUGCAGCUUCUUUAUGCACAUGUUAAAUUGUAUUUUCAUACAAAGUGUAGCUGCUUUCGCACAUGCCUCCCUGCACUAACCCUAUGUGCCUUAGGUUACAUUAAGGUGAAGCAAAACUGAGCUUUUUCUGUGUGCUGCAUAGUCUGUUGUUUCAUUUAGGCUAAAAUGGCUCACAAAGAUUGCAUUGCAAAAUACUCAAGCACUAACAUGCACAUUUCAUGCACUUAUAAUUGUGUGGGAAAACCUCGGUCGGUAUUCCCUAUUUAGUAUAUUCUGCUAUCUCAUUGCUAUUGUCUGAAGGAUCUAUAGCGCAGAAAACAAUAAAGAACUGCAGAGU
This is a messenger RNA of Paramisgurnus dabryanus, 3074 nucleotides long. RefSeq lists its product as uncharacterized. The record is from RefSeq and is a predicted model, not a curated record. Gene Ontology annotation, biological process: cell adhesion; positive regulation of focal adhesion assembly; regulation of cell migration. Gene Ontology annotation, cellular component: focal adhesion; external side of plasma membrane; dendrite. NCBI's taxonomy places the organism in Eukaryota, Metazoa, Chordata, Actinopteri, Cypriniformes, Cobitidae. Gene Ontology annotation, molecular function: integrin binding; GTPase activator activity.